Messenger RNA from Cyprinus carpio (common carp), 2496 nucleotides. Its product is annotated as gastrula zinc finger protein XlCGF57.1-like. Bases 236 to 1519 code for a protein of 427 amino acids. Lineage: Eukaryota; Metazoa; Chordata; Actinopteri; Cypriniformes; Cyprinidae. The transcript has a single exon. The record is from RefSeq and is a predicted model, not a curated record.
CAUAAUAUUUGUUCUUAAAAAUUAUAGAAUGUUUAUAAAUAAAGAUUUUCAAAGAAUUUUCUAAUUGAAAAUUGCAUUCAUUGAGAAUCAAUAUGUGAUUUAAGUGUUCCUUUAAUUUUUUUGAGCAUUGUGUAUAGACCAAUUGGCAAUCUUAACCACCGGAUGAAAUGUCGCUGUAGCUUUGUGCCAUUAAACCAGGGUUAACUUGUAUUUGUCUUCUUUCACCUUAGACCUGAUGGCACCGAAAGAAGAGAGUCAAGACCUGAAUGAAAACAAAGAGAAAAAUCUGAGGGAUGAGAAGCAUCAUGAUUUCAUAACUGAAGAAAAAUCUUUCAGUUGCUCACAGUCUAAAACGAUUUCCAUGCGAAAAAAAGCUCAGAAAACAGGAUCUAGAAAGUACACCUGCUUUCAGUGUGGAAAGAGUUUUACUUAUCAUGGAAACCUUUAUGUCCAUAUGAGAAUUCACACUGGAGAAAAGCCUUUCACCUGCCAACAGUGUGGGAAAGGUUUUACUCAAAAUGAAAGCCUUAAAGUCCACAUGAGCGUUCACACUGGAGAGAAGCCUUUCACCUGCCAACGAUGUGGGAAAGGUUAUACUCAAAAUGAAAGCCUUAAAGUCCACAUGAGGAGUCAUACUGGAGAGAAGCCUUUCCCCUGCCAACAGUGUGGAAAAAGUUUCAUUCGAAAAGAAUACCUUAAAGUACAUGCAAGAGUUCACACUGAAGAGAAGCCUUACAUAUGCCCUCAGUGUGGUAAGGGUUUUUCACAUAGAGCAGCAAUGUAUCCUCACAUGAGAACUCACACUGGAGAGAAGCCUUUCACAUGCCAACAAUGUGGACAAAGUUUCACUGAAAAAGGAAACCUUCAGGUUCACAUGAGAAUUCAAACUGGAGAAAAGCCUUUCAUAUGCCAGCAAUGUGGACAACGUUUCACUCAAAAGCACUACCUUACAUCCCACAUGAGAAUUCACACUGGAGAGAGACCUUUCACCUGCCAACAAUGUGGAAAAGGUUUCUCUCAAAAGAGCCACAUUAAAUCCCACAUGAGCAUUCACACUGGAGAGAGCCCUUUCACCUGCCACCAAUGUGGGAAGAGUUUCACUCAAAAUGGAAGUCUUAAAGUACACAUAAAAAUUCACAAUGGAGAGAACUUUUUUACAUGCCAACAGUGUGGAAAAAUUUUCUUUCGAAAAUCUUGUCUUAAAAGCCAUAUGAGAGUUCACACUGAAGAAAAACCUUACACCUGCACUCAAUGUGGAAAAAAUUUUAAACAUAGUGCAGCAAUUAAUCGCCACAUGCGUAUUCACACUGGAGAGAAGCCUCACACCUGCCAACAGUGUGGAAAGUGUUUCAUUGAUAAAGGAAGCCUUAAAGUCCACAUGAGAAUUCACACUGGAGAGAAGCCUUUCACAUGCACCCAGUGUGGAAAAAGUUUCUCUCAAAAGGAACACCUUAAAUCCCACAUGAGAAUCCACACUGGAGAAAAGCCAUACACCUGCCCUUCUCCGACGACUGUUUGAGUCAUCAGUGUGGAGUGAGUUUCAUAGACCGAAAACAUUGUAUGAAUCAUGUCACACUGGAGAGAAGCCUUUCAUGUGCCAUCACUGUAGAAAGGCUUGUUCAAACCAAGCAAACCUUAGACUACGUUUACUCAACACGAUGUAGUCAAAAACGGAAAAGUUUUUCCCUUGAGUUUUUAAAAAGUUUCACGUAUACACAACAACAUUUUCAAAAUGAUUCGCCGUCAUCUUGUUAGUAAACAGUACCUGUAGGGAAGUGACGAUUAUAUGUUUUAUAUGAUGCGUCUCCACUGUUGGCUGUAGUAUUGGUAAAGUAAAUCCACACUUUACAGAAGAAGCGUUAGCAAACUCUAGAGCAGCAACAACAGUACCAUAUACUCCGCCAUUGUGGAUUAUGUUUGUUUGCACUUGCCUUUAAAAUCGUCAUGUACUGCGCAUGUCUACAUACCGUACGCGCAUGACAUCACCGUUUUGAAAGAUUCCUGUUUUGGGUGUUUACACGGAAACGAUAACGCUGGUGUUUUCAAAAACUUGCACUUUGAAACCUGUUUUCAAAAAUAUGCAUUUUCAGUCCCCAAAACGUCGUUGUCGUGUAAAUGAACUGGCAAAUCCCAUAAGUUUACCGUUUUUGGCUGAAAACGAUAACCCUUAAGGUUCACAUGAGAGUUCACGAUGUAUAAAAAGCCUUUCACCUGGCCUCAGUGUGGAAAGAGUUUUACACUUAAAGGAAACCUAAAGAUUCAUAGAAGUGCUCACACUUGAGAGAUGGGUGUCUGCUGUGUGGAAAAAAAAAGUUUCAAAUGUACUGUCUGUUUGACAAGAAAGUAUAUAUUUUUGUUAUAUAUAUUGUUAUAUUCACCGAACAAAAUUAUAUACACAACAACACUUUUGUUUUUGUCCCCAUUUUUCACGAGCUGACCUCAAAGAUCUAAGACUUUUUCUAUGUACACAAAAAGGCCUAUUUCUCUCAAAUAUAG